Ostreococcus tauri is the source of this 333-nucleotide messenger RNA. Its product is annotated as Peptidase M41. The record is from RefSeq and is a predicted model, not a curated record. Gene Ontology annotation, biological process: proteolysis. The transcript has a single exon. Gene Ontology annotation, molecular function: ATP binding; ATP-dependent peptidase activity; metalloendopeptidase activity. Gene Ontology annotation, cellular component: chloroplast thylakoid. NCBI's taxonomy places the organism in Eukaryota, Viridiplantae, Chlorophyta, Mamiellophyceae, Mamiellales, Bathycoccaceae. The coding region runs from base 1 to 333 and encodes 110 amino acids.
AUGGGUUUCUCUAAGCGCAUCGGUCAAAUCGCGAUCAAGACGGGAGGUGGCCAAUCUUUCCUUGGCAACGACGCCGGCCGCGCCGCCGAUUACUCUGCUACCACUGCGGGCAUCGUCGAUGAAGAAGUCAAGAUUCUCGUUACCGCGGCGUACCGACGCGCCAAGGACUUGGUUCAAGAAAACAUCGCGGUCCUUCACGCCGUUGCGGAGGUACUCAUGGAGAAGGAGAACAUCGAUGGGGAUGAGUUUGAGCAAAUCAUGCUCAAGGCGAAGAGCGAGCUCUACCUCAAGGCGGACAACCCGACCAUUACGGUUCCGUACCAGAGCGCCUAA